AUGCGGAAAUCUGUUCCUAAGUACCGCAUGCCUGAUGCUCCUUUGCCCGCCAACGUGGUGAAGACCUUGAUUGACGAUGAGAUGGUCCUGGAUGGGACGCCACGCAUGAAUCUGGCCACGUUUGUGACGACGUACAUGGAGAAGGAAUGCGAGGACCUCAUGAUGGAGGCCGCCAGGAAGAAUUAUAUCGAUAUUGACGAGUACCCUCAAACGUACGAGAUCCAGAAGCGGUGCGUGAACAUUCUUUCGCACCUCUGGAACGCACCUUUGGGAGCGGAGGAAGAGGGCACGGGCACGUCCACGGUGGGCUCGUCCGAGGCCAUUAUGUUGGCGGUCCUCAACAUGAAAUGGGCCUGGCGAAAGAAGCGCAUCGCACAGGGGAAACCGCAUGACAAGCCGAAUUUGGUGUGCGGGGCCAACGUGCAAGUAUGCUGGGAGAAAGCCAUGCGCUAUUUCGAGGUGGAAGAACGCUUGGCCGACGUGUCUCCGGAUUGCUUGGUUCUGACGGCGGAGCGCGCGAAGGCUCUGAUCGAUGAGAAUACGAUCGGCGUGUGUCCCAUCCUGGGGAGUACCUUCAAUGGGGAAUACGAGGAUGUCCAG
Molecule: messenger RNA, 600 nt
Organism: Nannochloropsis gaditana CCMP526
Gene: GADB
Product: glutamate decarboxylase
Exons: 5
Biological process (GO): L-glutamate catabolic process
Cellular component (GO): cytosol
Molecular function (GO): glutamate decarboxylase activity; pyridoxal phosphate binding
Source: RefSeq, a predicted model, not a curated record